Messenger RNA from Magallana angulata, 1975 nucleotides. Its product is annotated as apolipoprotein L2-like. The transcript is spliced from 2 exons. Gene Ontology annotation, cellular component: membrane; extracellular region. Lineage: Eukaryota; Metazoa; Mollusca; Bivalvia; Ostreida; Ostreidae. Gene Ontology annotation, biological process: lipoprotein metabolic process; lipid transport. Gene Ontology annotation, molecular function: lipid binding. The coding region runs from base 428 to 1276 and encodes 282 amino acids. The record is from RefSeq and is a predicted model, not a curated record.
UUUUCGCUGCAGUAUUUACAGGACGGUCAGUGAUUCAAUCUAUUUCAUACACAUCUACAUGUACCUCAUUGUCACAAAUGUCCUUGGAAGCCACUGUUUUUUAAGACAUUUACACUAAUUAAGGCAGAAUAUUUAUAAAAUAUAAACAAUCUAGGAAGUCUUACUGGCAAUGAACGGGUAUUGGAGUAUCUAAUGUGGUUGAAGAUCUUAUUUGAACACAAUGUAGCGGUGCAGACUAUUGCAGACGGUAUUUAAAUUACUUCAGCGUUUGUCUUUAUGAAAUAUCUUGAUCUUAUGACAAAGCGAGCAUGCAACGGAUAUCUCAGUUGCUUAAUAACAUGCUCCUUGUAUAUUAACAGUUAUAUUUUAAACAUUUUCCUUCAUUUUCGCUUAAGGAAACGGAGGUUAAGGUGCGUGUCCAAAAAGUAUGGAAUGCCUGGAUUCCUACGUAAAAGCAAGAUAUUUUUAUCAUAAAGAAUGGGCUCCCGAGCGUAGAAGAGUUCUCAAAGAUCUGGAAAGCAUCAGAGAUGAAGUUCAACGACAAGCAACGAUUCACUCCAUUGGAUCCAUCACUUACUCCAGUGUCGGGCUUGUUGGGGGAGGAUUAGCCAUCGCAGGAAUAAUCACAGCUCCAUUUACAUUCGGGGUUUCUCUUGGAUUAACCGUGGCUGGUACUGCAACGGGAGUGGCGUCUGGAGUCGCAGGCGUUACUCACGGAGCAGUCAAAACUGGAAAAGUUAAAACACAGAUUAACAAUGCCAAAACGAAUUUAGAGAACCAUGAUAAGCAUUGUAAAGAGAUGACGCGUUUCUUAGAACUGCUUAAAGAGGACAUUAAAACGAUAAAGGCGAGUAUUAAGGAUACUAAUGAAUUAAAAAUUCCGUCUUUAGAUCAAGAUCUAAAACACAUCGGAAAGGCUGCUGGAGUUGCUAAAGGAAUUGUAAAUUUGGUGAACAACUCAAAAGCAGUUAAUGUCUACAGAAUCACAGGCAACGUAGAUGAGGUUGCUAGGGUGAUGAGCCUUGGAACAGCAUUGGAUGACAUAAUUCCAUCAGUAUUUAAAGAUGUCUCAAAAGGGGUUACCAAAAUAUCUACAGAGGCAUUGAGCGCACUGGCAGCUAUCGGAAUUGUAAUGGAUCUGUGGUCCUUGUGUACGAGCACAGCCGAAUUGUCCAACUUCCAAAAAGGACAACUGUGCUCCGAGGCAGAGAAUCUUCAGAAGGUCAUUAAAGAAAUGCAACACGAGUAUGAUGUCUUAACACAAUGCUUCUCAUGAAACAAAAGUUUGUGCAAUGGAAAAUAUUUUUGGGCCAAAUAAACGUGAAUUUUAUAGAUUGAACAUACGAAUGUUUUGAACAUAAUUCAACAUUAAUUAGUAGAAAGUGGUCAGGGAAAAGGCAAAACAAGUGAAUAACCGAUUACCGUUUAUACACGCUUUUUAAUUUUAUUAUUGAUUUUUUUUACCUCGCAAUUUUAAAAAAGUUGACUUCUAAAUGUGAUGCUGACAAUUGUCAAAGCUUGCUCCAAAGGACAUGGCAUUUAGAUUUUCUAUGAUUAAUUUAUACGAUCUAAAAAUUUUCGAAUAAAGGUUAGAGGAUUCCUGAAGUUGAAUUUUAUAAAAUUCCUUUAUUAUUUUUUGAGUAAAAGGACUCUUUCAGCUCUCCGUUUAUUUUAGUAGCUUAAAUUCUUGAAUCUUUUUGUGACCCAUUUAUGACCCUUUUAUCUCAAUAAAUUGACAUUGUAUGUAUGUGCAUAUUGACUCAUAUGUACAUAAUUUAAUUGAAAUGUAAUCAAAUGUAUUUGAAACUGAGGCCAAAGUAUUCGCAAUUUACGCCCUGAGUGAGUUUAUAUAUCUUGGCCAUAGUUUUAUUGACUUUUAAAAAAAUAUUCUCUGAAAAACUGCAACUACACAUAAUAUAUAUCUGCACUAAAUUACAUGUAGACUGAAUUACAAGCGUGAAUGGGAUUGAGUGUU